Messenger RNA from Penicillium diatomitis, 1239 nucleotides. It is a transcript of the gene glnA, whose product is annotated as glutamate--ammonia ligase. Bases 1 to 1239 code for a protein of 412 amino acids. Gene Ontology annotation, cellular component: cytoplasm. The record is from RefSeq and is a predicted model, not a curated record. Lineage: Eukaryota; Fungi; Ascomycota; Eurotiomycetes; Eurotiales; Aspergillaceae. Gene Ontology annotation, molecular function: glutamine synthetase activity. The transcript has 5 exons.
AUGGCUGCCGAUUCAACUGUCGUCUCCAACACGGAGAAUCUCAUGAAGUACAUGACUCUGGACCAGCGUGGUCGCGUCCAGGCUGAGUACGUGUGGAUUGAUUCCUGCGGUGGCACUCGUUCCAAGACCAAGACUGGUGUUUCUGCACACGAUGACCCUGCCACGAUCCAUGUCAUGUCAUAUGGAGGGAGUGGGCGCGCACCCGGCCGUGGCCGUCUUCGCUCUCAUGCCAAGCCCCCAUUGGAAUGGCCUGAAAACAGUGAUCCCGCUAACUCGACAUGUGUAAACCUGCAGACCCUGUCCAAGGCUGUCACGAGUGUUGAGGAACUUCCCGAAUGGAACUUUGACGGUUCCUCCACUGGUCAGGCCCCCGGUGACAACUCUGACGUCUACCUCCGCCCCGUUGCCUUCUACCCCGACCCCUUCCGCCGCGGCGACAACAUCCUCGUUCUCUGCGAGACCUGGGAUGCCGAUGGAAGCCCCAACAAGUUCAACUACCGUCAUGACGCCGCCCGCUUGAUGGAGACCAACGCCAAGGAGGAGUUUUGGUUCGGUCUUGAGCAGGAAUACACCCUCCUCGGUACCGAUGCUUGGCCCUACGGCUGGCCCCGUGGUGGUUUCCCCGGUGCCCAGGGUCCUUACUACUGCGGUGUCGGUACUGGCAAGGUCUACUGCCGUGACAUUGUCGAGGCCCACUACCGCGCCUGCCUGUACGCCGGUAUCAACAUCUCCGGUAUCAACGCCGAGGUCAUGCCCUCUCAGUGGGAGUACCAGGUCGGUCCUUGCGCUGGCAUUGAUAUGGGUGACCACCUCUGGAUGUCCCGCUUCAUCCUUCACCGUGUCGCCGAAGAGUUUGGUGUGCGCAUUUCUUUCGAGCCCAAGCCCAUUGAGGGUGAUUGGAACGGUGCUGGUCUGCACUCCAACGUCUCCACCGCCGCUACUCGCGCUGAGGGUGGCAUGAAGGCCAUCGAGGCGGCCAUGAAGAAGUUCGAGGCCCGUCACCAAGAACACAUCGCCGUGUACGGCGAGGGUAACGACAAGCGUCUUACUGGUCGUCACGAGACCGGUAACAUCGAUAAGUUCUCAUAUGGUGUCGCCGACCGUGGCGGUUCCAUCCGUAUCCCCCGCCAGGUCGCCAAGGACGGCAAGGGUUACUUUGAGGACCGCCGCCCCGCCUCCAACGCUGAUCCUUACCAGAUCACUGGUAUCAUCGUUGAGACCAUGUGCGGUGGCCUGUAA